UUCUGCAAGUGACGAUCGCACAAGUUUGCAUUUUCACGUUACUGAAGAUGAGUGUCAGGAGGUUCUCUAACAAGCAGGAGGUGAGCCCAGUAAGCACGUGGUCAUGUGCCUGAUGCUCCCACAGAAGAAUAGUGAAAAAAGGAAAUCCCAACAGUCUCCAGCCCACGGAUACCCAGGUCCCGAGGCGGCACUGCGAGGGCCACAGCGUGCUCCCCGGGGCUCCGCGGCCCGCCCCGCCGGCCCAGAAGGGGGAGGAGCCGCGGGGCCCGCAGGAGAGCGGGCGCGGCCUGGGCGCGGGCAUGGAGCGGCGGGCGCUGCGGCGCCUCUGGCUGCUCUGCUGGCUGUGCUGCUGCGGUGGGCGCCGCGCCGAUCCCCGCGCCACCUCCGGCCGCACGGAGCCGCGGAGCCAGGAGCGACGGGCCGCCGCCUUCCGGGAAAGUCUUAAUAGACAUCAACACUUGAAUUCUUUAUUUCCUCAUGAAAACAAUGGUGCUGUGUAUGGAAUAAAUCAGUUUUCUUAUUUGUUUCCUGAAGAGUUUAAAGCUAUUUAUUUAAGAAGCAAACCUUCCAGAUUUCCCAGAUACCCAGCAAAAGUACAAACGUCCACACUCAAUGUGUCUUUGCCAUUAAGAUUUGACUGGAGGGACAAGCAUGUUGUAACACAAGUGAGAAACCAGCAGACGUGUGGAGGAUGCUGGGCCUUCAGCGUGGUGGGUGCAGUAGAAUCUGCAUAUGCAAUAAAAGGGCAUCCCUUGGAAGACCUAAGUGUCCAGCAGGUCAUUGAUUGUUCAUAUAAUAAUUACGGCUGCAAUGGAGGGUCUACUCUCAAUGCUUUGAACUGGUUAAAUAAGAUGCAAGUGAAACUGGUGAGAGAUUCAGAAUAUCCAUUUAAAGCACAAAACGGCCUGUGCCAUUACUUUUCUGUUUCACAUUCUGGAUUUUCAAUCGAAGGAUAUUAUUCAUAUGACUUCAGUGACCAAGAAGAUGAAAUGGCAAAUGCUCUUCUUACCUUUGGCCCUUUGGUAGUGAUCGUAGAUGCAGUGAGCUGGCAAGAUUACCUAGGAGGCAUAAUACAGCAUCACUGCUCUAGCAGAGAAGCAAAUCAUGCAGUUCUCAUAACUGGGUUUGAUAAAACAGGAAGUAUACCCUACUGGAUUGUGCGAAACUCAUGGGGAAGUUCAUGGGGAGUAGAUGGCUAUGCCCAUGUUAAAAUGGGAGGUAAUAUUUGUGGUAUUGCAGAUGCUGUUUCUGCUGUACUUGUGUGAUAUUUGGGGUAGAUCAAGAGCCAACUACAGAAAUGAAGAAUUCUAAUGACAUGUAGCCCAGUACUUCAUUCUUGGCAUUAUUCAAAUCCCCUGCAAAGGUCCCAGGGCCUAGUAAUAUCUAAAUUAAGUUGCAGAAUGUUCCUUUGUUAGAGAGAGAUGGACAACCAAAGUAAAUAGGAGCAGAACCAGUACCGUUUAGGAGGAAAUCUGUGGAACAGUUUCCUGCUCUGAGAUGAAGGUCAGAUUAGGAGAUAUUUACACCACUUCAAUUUGAAAAGGCUAUUUUUAAAAAUUAUUACUGUUGUUUGUUUAUUUUUAAAAACAUAACUCCCCUAUGAUUUAAGAGGCAAUAAGAAUUUCUUUACAGGAUAUAAUCCCCAGCCUUAGCUUAUCCCUCCCUAUGCACACAAAUAGCCAACCUAAGUUUAUGUGUGCCUCUCACAAUUAUAUUCUCAGCCUUCUGCGGUGGAAUUUCAUAAGAAUUUUGAAAUACCAAUUGCUUUAUCUCAACCAACUGUGUUUACUUCAAGAACUAGAGGAAGAUCGUGUGGAAAACACAAGGACAGAGUCACUCAUUAAAAGAAAUAGAUUGAAAUUAAAUGACCAAUAUAACAACUAUAUGAUAAGAAAAAUUCAAGUUGCAUUGUCUGAGAAACAAGUUACAGUUCAGAAAUUUUCACUGUCAAUAGGCUCUCACUACGUUUUCUUUCUUACCGUGUCCUACCGCUGCUGAAGAGCAAUGUGUUUUCCCACACUCUCUUACUCUGCGGUGACACUCUUGAGCUUUCCUUGUGGUUUGGCUUCCAUGGCGGAAGAACUCUGGUUGUUUACUUACCAUUUCUAUAUUACGACCAUUUGUUUGGCUGCAUUUGUCCCUGAGCCUUUGUCAACAUCAGGAGCUCACCCUUCCCUUCCUCUCCUGCCAUUCACAAGCACCAUGCCUUUCAAAGUCCAGUCUCAUUCAUCUGGGGUAUCAUCCAAAAUGUGAGUUUCCCAGGCUCUCUGAUCCCCCAGGUCCCUGCUUGUAUUUCCUGGACUCCCAUGCUAACUGUGCUUUUGUGCAGCCCAUUGGCUUUCACCAGGGUCCCGGUUCUUGACGCCCACCUUCUUUCUCACCUAAAUUGUCAUGUGCGGCAGUGUGAGAACCACCUUCUGAUUGAACCAAUGUAUAACCAUUCUAAAGGGGUUCAUAUAAGAGAAUCCUGUCCAAUACUACAUAUGUAAAUAUUUCUCUAAAUUCAGGGUUGCUUUCUAAUGUAGAAGAGCUUUAACAAAACAAACUUAGUUAUAGCAGCAACCACUAGACAAAAUAGAGGAUGUCCCAUUUUUCCACUCACUUUUGGCCUUCAUUUAUCCUUUCCUGUUACUAGAAAAUAAAUAAAUAAAUAACAAAACACUGUAAUUCCUUUUCUUACACCAACCAGAAGCAACCUUAAGAGAAUAUGAUUCAGGUUUAGAAAUGGAGGAAGAAAAAUUUUGACAUUUUACUUGAUUGAUAUUCAAAUUAUCCAAGUUUGCCUAAAAGGAACUGUGACCCGAUUGUUCUAGUUUGUAUUCAUUUACUGAUUUCUGUAUAAUAUAAACACUUUUAUGAUACGCUUUUUCAAAUGCUAAGGCAUUUUUUAAAUUACAAAAUGAUUAACCUCAGCUGUUCUGGAUUUUGAUGACAUAAUAAAACAAUAUUUUAUUUUGGUCAAAUAAGCGUGCAGCUUACAUUUUGUCAACACAGUGUUCAUGUGCUUUUACGAAAAGUCACAUAGGAGUUUUCUCAGCUCUAAGUCCAUAUAUUCCUGUUUUUAUUUUCUCCAUAGACACCUUCACCUCAAUGUCUCCAGAGCUCCAUUCAUCCUCCUCCUUCCCCCUCCUCCUCCUAAAGUCUCUAUUUUGGUUAACAUCAUAUAAACACCAAUCAAUGAAACUGAGGGAAAUCUUAGAUAUUUAAUCAGUUCAACUAUACCUUAGUAACCCAUCACUUGAUCCCCUACCUCCUCUCCGUUUCUAUUCUCCCUUUCUAGAUGCAUGUUCUUCAGUAUCUAUUAUCUUCAACUCUCUAGCAGUCUACUCACUAGACCCCACGUCCCUUAAUCCAGAGGUUCUCAAAGUAUAGUCCCCAGACCAGAAGCCACCUGAGGACUUGUGAAUCACUGUUUUAGUAAAUCCUCUAGAUUAUUCUGAUGGAUAGUCAUUAUAAUCCAUGAAAUAGGUGUCCCCUAGAUUUACAUUUUUAGGACAGCAUUUUCAUGUAAUUCCCUUGAAAGCCAUUCAGGGACUCCCUAAUGAAAGAUAGCAUGCAAACCCUUAAAAGAGCUCUCACAAAGAUGCCCCUCUCUACCUUCUCAGCCUCCCUGCUGCUGUGCUGCAUAGGCAAAUGCCCUGUGCCAGUCAUAAAUCACUUGAAGUUCUCCCUCAGGCUAUGAGGAAAGAAAUGAAAUCUUCACAUAAUAAUUAGGAGUCAUAAUUGAAAUCAUUAAGAUGUCCCUGGGUGUGAUUUCACAAGGAUCUCAAAGUGAAUACUAUAUUAGAUAACCUUAAAAUAACCUUAGAGUGACCCUCUGACCCAUUUAAGAUUAUAAAUUGGAUUGCUAGCACUAGAAGCAAAUUUGAAUGGGGACAAGAGUAAACAUCGGAAUUAUAAAUUGUUUUGACAUUUAUGUUAAGAAUUUAUGACAUGUUUGAAAAAACUAUGAUAUAGCUUAGUCAUAUCCAGAAAUAAAAAUUUAAAAUAUCAAAUUACUUAGUCCAUUAAAAGAACAAAAUUAACAAGUAAUAUUUAUUCCAAGGUUCUAAGGCAUUUUAGUGGUGGAGCAUAUAUCAAAAUUUUUUUCUUCAUGAGAAAAAAAAUAUGAGAUAAAUAUUUUUAUCCCCAUUAUAUAGAUGGGAAACUGGGUCUUAAUCCUGUGUUUGUGCCAGAGAAGAUAAUAAAUGGCAGAGUCAGAAUUUGCUCCCAAGCUUGCUGAUUUCCAAGCAUGAGCUGAUAUCAGCUUUUCACCACCAUUCUACUUGUCUCUUUUUUAGCUUAACCAUGAGUAAAUUGUUGAUCCCCCUACCUCCUCUCCAUUUCUAUUCUCCCUUUCUAGAUGCGUGUUCUUUAGUAUCUCUUAUCUUCAACUCUCCAAGUAGUAUAUACAUUCUCAUGUGCAUACACACACACACACACACACACACACUCUCUCUCUACACAAAACUCAUGUGGCCAAAAGCAAUUAUAUCUGAUUUAGAGGCAAACUAGACAAUAUAAUCCUCAUAAGAAAAAACUUGUAGUUGACUAACAGAUAGUUCAGUUCCAUCAAGAACUUGUUGCUUGCUACAAAUAAUCAUCCUAGGUUAAGAUUGGUGGACAGUUUACAUUCCUUUGAUGUUUUGUACUCCAGUUGUAACAGAAAUUUAAAUGAGUGCUGCCAACACAUCAGGCAGAGUCAGAAGAUGAAGAGCAGAACUCAUGUCUGAUCUAAACUCUUGGUCUUAUACUCUAUUAGAAAUGAGCGGGGUCAUUUUUUAGUUUGCUUACCUCUCCUUUCUUCUGGAAAGAACAUCUUCACUUGAGGAAACUACCUCAAUCCUGUGAUGUGUUAGCAUUGACUCUACCUCCCAGACCACAAGCAUUAGAGCUGGAAAAGCACCUUUGCCCUUCUAAGAGUCCAAAGAUGCUUGAAGCUGAGACCCACCCUGAGAAGUAGCCGGUCUACAACAGGGAAGAAUAAAGCCAACACUCACAAAAAAAGAGACAAGACCCACAGGGUUCUCCAAGUGCAGGAGUGUCGUCCCCAGGACCUGGGUCCAUCUCUGUGGCUUCAGAGCAAACCAGGCCUCUCUUAGCCCUUUGAGCUGGUGGAUGAUUGUCCCAACUGCCCAAAACCCUUUUAGGAAAGCUUCAGAUAGAUUUCUAUAAUUGACCAAAGAGUCCUAACAAAUAGAAGCUAAUUUUUAUUAUUUUUUUAAAAUUUUGAUAAAAUAAGUAUUUAUACAGUGACACAUUUUAUUGCAUAAAAUAUUUGAAAUAACUGCAGUUUACAAGCUUAUAAGGUGUGAAACAAUUAGGUAGUGAUUGCAUUAAAGGUUACAUUAAGGUAAAUAUCA
Manis javanica (Malayan pangolin) is the source of this 5342-nucleotide messenger RNA. It is a transcript of the gene CTSO, whose product is annotated as cathepsin O. Gene Ontology annotation, molecular function: cysteine-type peptidase activity. Gene Ontology annotation, biological process: proteolysis. The record is from RefSeq and is a predicted model, not a curated record. Lineage: Eukaryota; Metazoa; Chordata; Mammalia; Pholidota; Manidae.